GCAUUAAAUGUCACCGUCCUAGCCUCUUCGAUUGUAGAACUUUGCAGAGUGACUCUUCAACAGAACAACACAGAACAUUGUCCAUAUCACUUCGAAACAACAAUAAUGGGUGGAGGCGACUUGAAUUUGAAGAAAUCAUGGCAUCCAAACACCAUGAAAAAUCAGGAGAGAGUUUGGAAAGCUGAACAGGCCGAUGCAGCGGAAAAGAAUAAACUCGCUGAACUGCAACGCGAAAUAUCAGAUGAACGUGACCGUGAGGAACUGAAACGGAUCGGUCAAAUGUCAGGUGUAUUAUCGGCUCCAGAUUCGAACAAAAAACUCGAGUGGAUGUACAAAACGUCCGGCGAACUGUUAAAUCGCGAAGAAUAUCUACUCGGACGGACGAUUGAUAAGAACUUUGAACGCGUUGAGGCAGAGGAAAAGGAGGCAUUGGUUGGUGUUCAAGUACACAAGAAUCAUGUUGAACAUGAGUGCAUCCCGUUUUCGAUACGUUCGUAUCAUGGCGUCCAAAUGAGCGAUGAACAGGUGGAUCUGCAACGAAAGAUAAUGGAGGAUCCGCUGAUGGCAAUCAGGCAACGAGAAAUGGAAACUAGGAAAAAAUUGCUAGAAAAUCCAGUAAAACUGAAGGAAAUCCAUCGAUUGCUUCGAAGCGAUAGCGACCUAGGUAAAUCGAAGAAGGGCAAAGACAGGAGAUCUUCAAAGAAAAAGAAAAAAGACAAAAAAUCGAAGAAGAGCUCAAAAAGUGACUUGGACGAAAUCUUAGCCAAAAAAUACCGAAAAAUUCGAAAAGAAACUCUGGAUGAUCAGGACGAAGGAAAUCUGGACAUGGACAAAUUCUUAGCGAUGAAAUAUCACCAAUUGUCCAACGAAUUGGAUAAAAUGAGCGGUAAAACCAGUAAGUCAAAGAAGAAAAGUUCAAAAGCCGAUGUCGAUAAAAGCGAACGACAGCACGACCGCGAUCAACGGGACAGAAAUGAUAUGGAUUCAAGAAUGGACAGGAGACCAAGAAAUGACGAUUACAAACACCAAAGGAAUCGUUCUCGCAGCCCUCAACAGAGAAGAGAGCAGCGUAGAUAUUCGCCAGUGAAACGAAAUAAUCGAUCAAGGUCCGGUUCGACACAGCGAAGAGAUGGCGAUACGUACAGCCGACAACGAGAUGACAGAUUUAAUCGAGAUAGAAAUCGACGAUCACCAAGCUAUGACCGAGAGAGUAGAAAUAGGCGUCAGCGAAGUCCAGAUAGGUCAGAAAGAAAUAGGAGAUCGCCAAGUAAGGAUAAGAACAGAAGCACUCGACGACAGGUGAGUCAAGAUAGAGACAGACAUGCUCGCAGAUCACGGAGCGAUGAUCGAAACAGAAGAAGUCGAAGAUCACCAAGCAAGGAACGCACUAAUAGGCGAUCAAGAUCUCGAAGCCGGAGUCCAGAUGCAGGAAAGAAAUAUCAAAGCUCAACCUCAAGGCAGAAAUCGCGUUCCCAAUCCACAAAUGACGAAAGAUCGUCCCAACGAAUUCCAAAAGUCGCUUCUCACAUUACUAAAUCGGCUAGAAGUUCGUCCAGUAGUUCAUCAAGUUCGUCAAGUAGUUCCGCCAGCGAUGAUUCAGCUGAUUCGCAGCGUCGGAAAAUGGUAUAUGGUCUUGUGUCCGCUGACGGUAAGAAGAUCGAGUUGAAAAAUAAGUACCAACCAACCGAAAGAAAGGACAGUGAAAAGGUGACAAAGAAAGUAAUCCAGGCGAAACCGAAACGGGUGGAACUCACUGACGAGGAGAAAGAACGAAAAUUGAUGGAAAUGCAGGAAAAUGCCAGAAUGCGGGUCAUCGAAUGUCAACAGAUAAUGGAGCGAAACAAGAAGGAGAAAAUGGCCGAAGAGACUCAGCUGAGCCAGACAUUCGAUAAAGACUAUGUGAAUAAAGAGAUGCGGAAGGCCAUAGCGAAUCAGUUUACAGUUGAGAGUCGAAUUAAAUCAAAUAUCAACAACAUCCAGCGUUCCGGACGGACUAUGGAGGCAAAUUUUGCCAAAAGAUAGAAAAUUGUGUUCGCGCUGUUGUCCAAAGUGUUUGAGUUGAUUAAUUGGAAAUUAAAAAAGGAAACGAAAUUU
Messenger RNA from Bradysia coprophila, 2094 nucleotides. It is a transcript of the gene Cwc25, whose product is annotated as CWC25 spliceosome associated protein homolog. Gene Ontology annotation, biological process: mRNA splicing, via spliceosome. Lineage: Eukaryota; Metazoa; Arthropoda; Insecta; Diptera; Sciaridae. The record is from RefSeq and is a predicted model, not a curated record. Gene Ontology annotation, cellular component: U2-type spliceosomal complex.